Messenger RNA from Erigeron canadensis, 2614 nucleotides. RefSeq lists its product as uncharacterized. The record is from RefSeq and is a predicted model, not a curated record. The coding region runs from base 85 to 2376 and encodes 763 amino acids. Lineage: Eukaryota; Viridiplantae; Streptophyta; Magnoliopsida; Asterales; Asteraceae. The transcript has 12 exons.
ACAUAAUAUAAACAAGUGCUCGCGGACUACAUUCUCUCAUCCCCUACACAGCUUCUCGAUCGCCAUUAAAACUCUCUGAGCAGUAUGAGCGGUACACCUAAUAAGAGGGUGCAUGACGAUAGUGGAGGUCAUUCCUCCAUUUCAAGAUAUCCCCCGCACACCCAGGAUGAUUCUGGCUUACCCGUAUACCCAAAGAUAUCAACUCAAUCUGCUCCCAGUGAUUACCAUGCUGCUUCUUUUGAUAUGGGGCAGGAUUCACGUAUGCCAAAAGUCCCCCGGACUGAAGUAGAUAGUAGAAGAUCCCCGUUGCAUUCGGUGUAUCGUAUGCAACCAUCAUCUUUGAAUGACUCCCAAUCUGUUCAUGCAGCUAAGCCUGAAGAAAGGGUUGAUACUAGGGAUAGUAAUACCAAGGUUGAGAACCGUGAUGUGAAGGCAGAGUCAAAAGAGUUGUAUCAAGGUGCUAAAAGUGAUAAGGAUAUUAGGUAUACAAGCAGAGGGGAUGAUCAUAAAGACGUAAAGUAUGAGAGAGAUGCUUAUUCUGAUUAUAGAAAUGAACCAAAGACAGAUAAGGAUGCAUAUGAUCCAUGGAAAGAAUUCAAAGAAUCAAAAGAUCACCACAGGACAUGGAAGUAUCCUGAUACAUCAGAUGGAGUUUCGGAUGCAUAUCGUGCGGCACACAGUAGUCAUGUUCGUGGACACAUCGAGACUACAAAAGAAAACUUGACCACCGAAGCGAAAGAUUACACUGAAACACAUGAGGCUGUUUCUGAAAACAAGGUUGAUGUGAAAGCCGAGGAUAGGCUCAAAGAGAGGGAUAGGAAGAGGAAAGAUGGAAAACACCGGGAAUGGGGAGAUACUAACAAAGAUAGAACCGAUGGUCGGAGUAACAUCAAUAUUGAGAUGAAAGAUCCAAGUAAAGAAGAAAGAGAAGCUGACAAGUGGGAGUAUAAAAAAGAUUUACAGAAGGAAAAAGAUAAAGUGAAAGAUAAAGAGAAAGAGGGUUUGCAGAAUGAGAAGGAAGAUGCAAUUGUAUCAUCAUCCAGAGCUUUGGAACAGGGAAAUCUAUCAUUGGAGCAAAACAAACCAAAGGACUUAGAUAAGGAAUCUAAAGAUAAGGGGAUGGAGAGAGAUGUGGAUGUUGAAGGGGAGAGAUCUGAAAGACGCAACAAAGGAUUUGAUAAAGAUUCGGAUGAUGGAGGUAUGGAUGUGGAAGGGAGUGCUGAUAGAGAGAGGGAUGCUUUCAAUUAUGGUGUUCAACAACGAAAAAGGAUGCUUCGACCCAGGGGCAGUCCACAGGUUGGAAAUCGAGAUCCACGUUACAGAUCUCGCCAGGAUAAUGAUGGGUCUACUGGAAAAGGUGAUGUAUCAACUGUUGUUUAUAGAGUUGGUGAAUGCAUGCAAGAAUUGAUAAAAUUAUGGAAGGAAUAUCAACCAUCAAACACAUCUGAAAGCUCAAAAACUGGCCCUACUCUAGAGAUCCGUAUACCUGCUGAGCAUGUUUCAGCUACCAACCGACAAGUUAAAGGUGGGCAGCUCUGGGGAACAGACAUAUACACUGAUGACUCUGAUCUUGUUGCUGUUUUGAUGCACACUGGCUACUGUCGCCCAACUGCAACUCCACCUCCACCUGCUAUUCAGGAGUUACGGGCUACUGUCAGAGUCCUUCCCCCCCAAGAUUGUUAUAUAUCUACACUACGAAAUAAUGUGCGCUCUCGUGCAUGGGGAGCAGCUAUUGGGUGCAGUUACCGUGUAGAGCGAUGUUACAUCGUGAAGAAAGGUGGUGGGACAAUUGAUCUUGAACCCUGUCUUACACAUACAUCCACUGUGGAACCUACUCUCGCUCCUGUUGUUGUGGAACGCACAAUGACUACCAGAGCUGCAGCUUCGAAUGCGCUGCGUCAACAAAGAUUUGUGCGUGAAGUUACAUUACAAUACAACCUUUGUAAUGAACCAUGGAUCAAGUAUAGUAUAAGCGCUAUAGCGGACAAAGGUCUGAAGAAGCCUUUAUUUACUUCUGCAAGAUUGAAGAAGGGUGAAGUUCUGUACCUGGAAAGCCGUAUACGCAGGUACGAGCUUUGCUUCAAUGGGGAGAAGUUAGUGAAAGCGGCAAAUGAGACAGAGACAAAUGGUGCAGAUAGUGAUAAUCAUAACAGCAAUAAUAAUAACAAUAUGAUGGAUGUAUUUAGAUGGUCCGAGUGUAAGAAGCCUCUUCCUCAGACCGUUAUGCGCUCUAUUGGCAUCCCAUUGCCACCUGAACAUCUACAGGUGAUAGAAGAGAAUCUUGAUUGGGAGGACAUCCAAUGGUCACAGACCGGUGUUUGGAUUUCUGGAAAGGAGUAUCCACUUUCUCGGGUCCAUUUUCUAUCCCCCGUCUAAAAUUGUCACCUGGCAAUAAUGAUGUUGUGAUUUACAAACAAGACCUGAUGUUGUUUGAAAAUGUUUAUGUUAUUUCUGCUACUAUUUAAAACAUGUGUGAUAGGGAGUUUCAGACAUGUUUCCAACUUUAGGUUGUUUUUAACUGUUGGUGACAAAAUAGAUUGUUAGGUUUUUUUCGUUAGUUUUUUUUAUUGACGAUAUUUAUAAAUACAUAGUAAAGUUAUCUACAUUUUUCGAA